This is a messenger RNA of Folsomia candida, 1381 nucleotides long. RefSeq lists its product as uncharacterized. Bases 609 to 1121 code for a protein of 170 amino acids. The record is from RefSeq and is a predicted model, not a curated record. NCBI's taxonomy places the organism in Eukaryota, Metazoa, Arthropoda, Collembola, Entomobryomorpha, Isotomidae. The transcript has 5 exons.
CCACUUAUACACUCAAUCUUUCCCAAUUACAUGGUCACGUACUCGUAUCCGUUCUAGAACAAAAUAUGCGUAGUUGUCAAUCUGUCUUUUUGUGGUACCGUGGUUGGCGUCGAGUACUCGAAAAUGGGGGCCAUGCAUACCAACUUGAGGCUUUCUGUACAUUAUCCACUUCCUAAACUCUGACCUAAUCAUUGAUUACUAAAUAAACGGGAAUCUAUCGCAUGUACUUGUGCAACGCCCCCGUCGAUAAGAACUGGAAGGCAUGAAUUUAAUAAUAUAUUCUAGCAACGGAUACAGCAAAGUAGCGGAGAAUUCAUGUCGGAAAAUAGAACAUUGAAGUGUAAAGGGCAAGAAUAUUUGGGUAUAAAAAAUUAUCGGACUGACGGACAGACGGACGGCUUGACCGCAGUAAGUAUACUUGUAAUAUUUUUCGAAUAAAUCCGGCAUCUACGCAGCUAACUAAAGUGACUUCGCUCUCUUAAGGUCAGUCAUAUAUGAAAAUUAAUUGGUACUCGUAUUUAUCCCCUUCAUUUUGAUGAAUUGAGCUCAUUCCCGUUUCGCAUCGAGCUUUAUCAACUUGCUGAUUUAUUUGCACUUUACAUAAAAAAAUGGCAAAUCAAACCACUUUCGUCCUCCUGAUCGUCCUAGUGUCAAAGUUCUGCGGGUCAGUUCCACUCCUCCGCGGGUACAGUGAUCCCGUCUUCCUGGACGCGGAAAUUAAGCGGGUGCGUGGCGGGAAUUUUAACGUAUCACAAGUUGCCCCAAUGGAGGGGGGAAUUAGUGAUACGAAAAUAUCGAAAGUUCCCGUUGACAUGGAAGGAUCUGGUCAAGGAUCGGGCGAAGAAGGUGAUGACAGCACAAGUGAAGAACUUGAUGUCACGUGUGCACCGGGAAAAGGAUGGCAUGUCCGAGGACAACGGUGUGUCCCGGUUGAUUGCCCGGGUGGAAUAAAUAAGCGCUACUUCAACACCGGUGAAUGCAUGCACGCCCCCGCAAUUCCACCAAUGGCAAGAUACAAGCCUUACUCCGAGUGGAACAGUUUAAACCACGUGUACCCGUCGCAUCCCGGCGUGCGACCGCUGUCAAAGGGAAUGCGCGCUUUCUUGCGCCGUCGCGGAUGAUGGGUGUCCCCUUCACAUUAUUUGUACAAUUACUUCACAACGAACCCUUAACCCGUCUAAAAUAUAGUUCAAAACUUAUGUAUUUAUAUAUGAUGAAAUAUUUAGCACGUGACAAAUGGGAAGACAAUUACAACAUUUUCUAUUUUUAUUUUUGGUACAUACACAUUCUCAAUUGUAAAACUUUUGCUUAGAAAAUGUCACGUUUGGGGGAAAUAUCUGCAAGAAGUGAAAUAAAUUUUGUCACAAAUUGUACGAACUAA